Molecule: messenger RNA, 1052 nt
Organism: Dendronephthya gigantea
Lineage: Eukaryota; Metazoa; Cnidaria; Anthozoa; Malacalcyonacea; Nephtheidae
Product: isoaspartyl peptidase/L-asparaginase-like
Exons: 6
Coding region: 1-1050 (349 amino acids)
Molecular function (GO): asparaginase activity
Source: RefSeq, a predicted model, not a curated record
AUGGACAUACGAGACAGAGUUCAAGAAGUAGGGAAAAGAUGUGCUCAAAACGAACCAGAAUACAAUAUUGAACAAAUAACCGAUCUGGAUCAGUUUAAAGCAAUGAAGGCCAGUCUUUCUGACGAAGAAACGUCAAAACUUCUUCUUUCUAAACUUAACAGUAUUGGCGGAUUAAGUGUCAAAGAUAAUGCUCGCAAUAUAAUGUCCAGCCACAGUAAAACAAGUUCGUUUGAAUAUUUCCUAAUACAGAUUGGCGGCACUGCUGUUGAUGCAGUCGAGGCGGCGGUUCGUCACUUGGAGGAAGAUCCGAGAUUCAAUGCUGGUCGUGGGUCAUUCGUGAACAGUGAGAAGAAGGUGGAAUGCGAUGCGAUGAUUAUGGAUGGAGAAACACUAACAGCCGGUGCGGUGAUGGCAGUACAACAUUUUCUGCAUCCUGUUUCACUCUCCAGAGCAGUCAUGGAUAAAUCGACACAUUGCGUCUUGUGUUCAGAUGGAGCCCAUAAGUUUGCUAAAUCAAUAGGUUUCACGCCUAUCCUGGAAAAUCCAGAUCACCUAAUUGUUUCGGAAGAAGAUAAAACAGCAUGUGCAAUUGAAAGCAUGCAUGAAUGUGUGGCUAGUACCCUUGAUUCAUAUUGUUGCGAUUCCGUUGCAGCCGUUGCUAUGGACGAAAAUGGUCAUUUGGCUUGUGCCAUAUCAACAGGUGGUACACCCAACAAACUGAAAGGUCGUGUUGGAGAUGCACCUCUGAUUGGUUGCGGGGGUUAUGCAAAUGAACAUGGUGCCGCAGCAACUUGUGGACAUGGAGAAUCGAUAAUAAAAUUGACUUUGGCUAAAGAGAUUGUUUACAAUAUUGAAGGAGGGCAGAAUGCUCAGGAAGCUGCAGAUAAUGCUGUGAAAAAAUUAGACUCUGACGAUCGUGUAGUACCUUUUGCUGGAGUCAUAGCGAUUGAUAAAGAAGGGAACGUGGGGAUCAAAACCAAUACUACAUUCAUGCCUUGGGCAUCCAUUAAGAAUGAUGAGAUGGAGUAUAUGUCCUAUGAAUCCGCUUAAUA